Messenger RNA from Bufo gargarizans (Asiatic toad), 647 nucleotides. RefSeq lists its product as uncharacterized. The transcript has a single exon. NCBI's taxonomy places the organism in Eukaryota, Metazoa, Chordata, Amphibia, Anura, Bufonidae. Bases 52 to 390 code for a protein of 112 amino acids. The record is from RefSeq and is a predicted model, not a curated record.
CUUCUCAGCGUCACCUGCAGAGCAUCGCACAGGACCCCCUUCUCUUCCAGCAUGUCAGUCCCUCAGGCUGAGGACCAUCUCUAUACCUAUGAGGAGGCCAUGCAGUACAGCACCUACCUGGAGGAGGAUUUUCCAUUGCCAUCUAAAACCAAAGGGGCUCUGAGAAAAGGUCGGGAGAGCAGGCUGAGAUCUCAGAUUCUGUCCUUCGAGGAGAUACAGGAGGUGGAAGAAGAAGGAACAUCUCCCACCGAGGAAGAAAAAGCCAGGAGAUCCUUCCUGCAGUCCUUGGAGAGUCUCAGGAGGAGCUCAAACCACAGUCAACUACAUAAAGACAAACUGAACAGCUACAAGACCAGUCUGGACUCCAGUGACUCUGAGUCUACCCUGUGAGGAGCAGGAGAUCCCUCCAUGGUACCAAACGAUAAUGACCCUUGAGUCAGGGGUCCAAGGGCUUGCAUCCAUUUCACUAAUCAUGACUUUGUUCGGCGUCCGUCUUCUAAUCUAGGGGUCCUCCUCUCCAUCAUCAACCUUGUGUCGACCCUUGAGUCGGGUCCUCCACGUCAUGGAUACCAAUCAUGGAUCCAAAAAAUUAUUCACAAGCACCUCUAAAGUCAAGGGCUUCAAAAGGUCCUGCGGUCAGGGGUUGC